UUCAAUUUCACAGCUAUUCAUCUGCACUCUAAUUUUUAUAGCUUUCAAUUCCUUGUUUUGCUCAGUUUUGUGUCCAUCGAUGGCAACACCCCCAAUCGCUCAUGAAUCUUUUGCUUGGGAAUACGAUGUGUUCUUGAGCUUCAGAGGUGAGGAUACACGCAAAACUUUCACUGAUCAUCUUUACUCUGCGCUGUAUCAAACUGGAAUCCGUACAUUUAGAGAUUAUGAAGAACUCAGAAAGGGUGAAUAUCUUGCUCCUGAGCUCACUAGAGCAAUUCAAAAUUCAAAAAUCUCUAUGAUAGUCUUCUCAAAAGACUAUGCAUCCUCUAGGUGGUGCCUUGAUGAAGUUUUGCAAAUUGUGGAGUGUAAGGAGAAGGGAAAACAAAUAGUUUUUCCCAUUUUUUACGAUGUUGAUCCUUCUCAAGUGCGUAAACAAAGUGGGAACUAUGGCUUGGCUUUUGCAAAGCACGAAGAACGUUUUGGGAAAGGUGAUAAAGUACAAAAUUGGAGAGAUGCUCUGACUAAAGUUGCAGAUAUGUCAGGAUGGGAUUUGCAAGGCAUUACCAACGGAUAUGAAUCGAACUUUAUCAAUGCAAUAAUCAAGGAGGUUCGGUUGAUAGUAAGACAAGUACCGAUGUUUGUGCCCAACACGGUAGGACUUGAUUAUCGUGUUGAGCAUGUGAUCCAGUUAUUGCUCGGGGAAUCUCAUGAUGGUGUCCGUAUGAUUGCGUUACAUGGUAUGGGAGGUAUUGGGAAGACAACUCUUGCAAAAGCGGUCUAUAACAGGCUUUUUGUAUAUUUUGAAAGGAGCUGCUUUAUAGAGAUAGAUUCAACAACUUCAGGACAACAAGACAAUCAGAUAAAAACUAUACAAAAACAGCUUUUUAAGAAUCUUUUUAAUGAGGAGAUUGACAUUGGCAGUAUAGACGAAGGAAUCAUGUUGAUGAAAAGGCGACUUCAAGCAAGAAAGUGUCUUAUUGUCCUUGAUAAUUUGGAGCAUAGAAAUCAAUUUAAUAAAUUAUGUGGAGGACGAGAUUGGUUUGGUGGAGGAAGUAGACUUAUUUUAACCACAAGAGAGGCACAUGUUUUUAAAGAGUUGAAGGUGGACGAACAUUAUGAAGUUAAGGUAUUGAACUAUGAGGAGUCUUUGCAGCUGUUUAGCCUACAUGCAUUUGAAGAGCCUGCGUUGCAAAAUGAAGAUUAUAAUAAGCUUCUAGAUGGCAUAGUUGCUUAUUGUGAGGGACUUCCAUUAGCUCUUGAAGUUUUAGGGGCUUAUCUGCGUCAAAAUUCGAAAAAGCAUUGGAUUAGUGCUUUUGAAAAAUUGAAAAGAAUUCCUAAUAAUGACAUUCAAGCUAAACUUAAGAUUAGUUACGAUGGGCUUCCAGAUGAUCAUAUAAAAUCUCUUUUUCUUGAUCUUGUUUGUUUAUCAAAUGGAGUUUCUAAGGAGAAAAUUGAUAACAUGGGGUAUUUCUCAGACAUUGAAAUUCAAGACUUGGUUGACAAAUGCUUGAUAAAUUGUAACGAGGAUUGGGUUAGUAUGCAUAGCUUAAUUCGAGAGAUGGGAAGAGAAAUUAUUCGUUCGGAGUCACCCAACAAUCCUAGUGAGCGUAGUCGAUUGUGGUGUCCUUAUGAUAUCCAUGAUGUGCUUAUAGAGGAAAAGGGUACAAGAAAGAUUGAGGUGAUUGUAUUCAACUACUCUCCUAUGAAAAAUGUGAAGUACAAUACAAAAGCAUUUAAGAACAUGGAGAAUUUAAGAAUUCUUGAAAUUGAUGAAGUCCAUCUUGAUGGAAAAUUCAAACAUCUAUCCAGUUCCAAGGUGCUUAGAUGUUUGCGAUGGAACCAUUGCCCUUUGGAAUCUAUCAAUAUUCCAUCAAGUCGUUUUUUUGAGAAGCUUGUGAGUUUGGAAAUAGGGAAUAGCAAUAUCAAAGAAUUUAAAGCCCCUCUAAAGGUUUUAAAACGCUCCAUGAAUUCCAAUGGUGUUCUUGCUUGUAAUGAAAUUCCUGGUUGGAUUAGAUGUGAGAAAGAAAAAUCGUCAAUAUCAUUUCAAAAUCCAUCAUCCAAUUUGAAGAAUCAUACAUUGGAAUUUUAUGGAUUUGUUUUUUUGGUUGUGUUCAAUCCGGCUCCACUACUCCCACCACUUUAUUGUCAUUAUAGCAUCAGAAUUGAAAAAAAGCAUGAUUCUAAAGCCUUCCGAUUUACAUGGUAUAAUUAUUAUGGGAUCCAAUUGGAAGUGGAAGGAAUUUCAAUUUUACAUGUCAUUACAGCUAAUCAUCUUUACAAUGAUGGGUAUGAAGAUAUAAAAGCCGGAGAACUCAUCAAAGCUACACCAAUAACUGAUGUUUAUGAAGGAUUCUACACAGAUCGGUUUAGAUCAUCAUUAAGAGUUGAAGCAAGUGUGGUGAAGAAAAUAGGAGUUGAAGCAUUGUACAGAGAUAAAGAUGGCUCCCUACAACUUCUACCCCUCACUAAAGUUGAGUAGAACACUGAAGAAGAAGAAGAAGAGAAUUUCUGGAAGCG
Molecule: messenger RNA, 2517 nt
Organism: Ipomoea nil (Japanese morning glory)
Lineage: Eukaryota; Viridiplantae; Streptophyta; Magnoliopsida; Solanales; Convolvulaceae
Product: TMV resistance protein N-like
Exons: 4
Coding region: 80-2479 (799 amino acids)
Biological process (GO): signal transduction; defense response
Molecular function (GO): ADP binding
Source: RefSeq, a predicted model, not a curated record